CGGCAGCCAUCUUAAGAAAACUCCACUCUUUUAGUACACAGGCUCUUAUGGAAGUAUUUUUUCAAAGUGAUUUUUGUCUUAACUGGAUUACAAUUUCGACCAAAGAAAAAUAGUGAAAAAUACUACAUAAUUCAGAUUGUCAUGUGCGAGGAGGAAUUUGUGGAAAAUGCUGUAAUCCAAUUAUUCGACCUCUCCAACUAUUCUGAUAGUUUGCCAACCGAGGCAAAAGAACGCUAUCUUUCUAAGUUGGCUGACAUUGUUUGUGAUUGUCCAUACACAAUAUCCAACACAUUCUGGUCUUCUGGACCGGAUAUAGAUAAUGUCAUUCCACCAGUUGAAAGAGGUGACCUAUGGAACUAUCUAGUCUAUGGAAAGAGUCUCUACACUGAUAGCGAAAUGAAGAAUUACAAAAGUUGUCAAUCUUAUAAAAUAAUCACUGGAGAAGGAUUAUUUUUUGAUUUGAAAUGUUUAAAAUUGAGCAACUUAAAUGUAAUUUGUACUGCAAAAGUACAUCAUUCCAUGGCUUUUAGUCUACCACCACUUAGACCGUGGGUUGCUUUGAACCAAGCAGGCAGUGUAAUAACAGGACAUUGCGACUGUAUAGGAGGCCUUAGUGAAUGCUGUAGCCACGUUGGUGCUGUGUUAUUUGCAGUUGAAUUUAUCAAUGCACAUAAGAGAGAGUUAUCUGUCACGGAAAAGCCAAUGCAAUGGAUGAAGAAGACUUCUAGACCAAAUAUGGUAGAAACUGUUUCUCAAUUGAAGAAUACACAAAAGAACAAAAGUAAGAAACUAAGAGUAGAUACAUCACCGAUCUCAACGGAUGCAUUUAAUGUGAUGAUGGAAGAAUAUAUGAAUUCUGGUAUUCAAUCUGCACUUCUUACAGUACUUCCGGACUACAGCAAAAACUUCAUCCCUUUGCAAUUGAAAGUUACUCUACCAAAUCCGCUCUCCAAAAUUUUCACAAGUCACUUACGAGGAAAACCUCUUAGUGUUUUACUUAAGGAGUCUGAAGACCUUUUCAGUAAAUAUUGUGUUUCAAAUCAACAAGCUGAGGCUAUCGAAAUGUUAACCCGUGCUCAAUCCAAGAGUGAGUUAUGGAAUUCAUUUCGUCUUGGAAGGAUUACUGCUAGCGUCGUGAAAUCCGUUAUUACAACAAGCAUAGACAAUCCAUCCAAAUCGGUUGUACUCAAGAUCUGUUAUCCAAACAUUAACUCAUUCAGCACACCAGCAACAAAGUGGGGAAAAGAUAAUGAAAAAAAGGCGUUGAAGGUUUGGGGGAAAAAACGGAAAUCAGAAAGUUUGCACACGGGGUUUUCAAUUGAUGAAGCCGGACUUACUAUUUAUCAAUUGCAUCUGUUUUUGGCAGCAUCACCGGACGCCAUAUUCAACUGUCCAUGCAACGGAAGGGCAGUUGUGGAAGUAAAAUGCCCUUUCAAGCACGCCAACGAGAAAAUAUUAACUGCAGCAAGAAACGAUAAGGAAUUCUGCCUCUACGUCACGGAAUCAGAUGAACUAGCUUUAAAGAAGAAUCAUUCAUAUUAUAGUCAGAUACAGUUUCAAAUGAUGGUGUGUCAAGUUGAUGUAUGUUUCUUCAUUGUUUACACCAAAGUAGAUAUGGUCUUCUUAACUGUUAACUGUGAUACAAAUUUUCAACGUGAAACUAUUCCAAAUUGUAAGGACUUUGCUAAGACAGUAAUAUUGCCAGAAUUGAUUGGCAAAUUUUACACAGAAACACGAUACGGAAAACAAGUUAAUGUUGCGAAUGAACUGCAGUUACCUUCUACCAGUAUUAAUAUUCAAAACGAAGAACAAAGUGUCAACAACGGUGCAAACCGCAAUGUGUUAAUGAACUUGGAUACGAACAUUUCAACCGUGGAUAGUUCAAAUGUGAUAUCAUCUAACCAUAGCAUUCAUAUCAGUGAUAAGAAUCCCUUACCUUUUAUUACGCAAUCCUCUAGCUGCUCAACGUUUUAUGGUCCUUGUUUUUGUAAUGUUCACAGAGCUAAUGAAACCAUGGUUGUUUGUUGUUCUCCUUCAUGUCGUGUUAAAACUUAUCACAUAUCUUGUUUAUUGACAUUAGGGGAAAAACGAUUUGGAGAAAAUUGGACAUGUGAUGAUUGUAAGCAGCAAAGAAAGAAAGUUGUUAAAGUCAGAAAACCAUUGAAGUCAGUUAAUUAA
Messenger RNA from Daphnia magna, 2178 nucleotides. RefSeq lists its product as uncharacterized. The record is from RefSeq and is a predicted model, not a curated record. NCBI's taxonomy places the organism in Eukaryota, Metazoa, Arthropoda, Branchiopoda, Diplostraca, Daphniidae. The coding region runs from base 142 to 2178 and encodes 678 amino acids. The transcript has 5 exons.